UUGAUUACCAAACAAGAUCGUUAUUAACCCAUUUCUUUUUCCCUCUCUUUUCGCCAUGCGCAAUACCAAACGGGUGGGUCGGUGGGAUUUAUUAACCCCAUUUCAUGUUGUACGAUAUAUAAUUAAAUUCAUUGCGAUUACGAAACCAAUUGAAGAGGAGGAGUCCGAUUCUCAACAAACCGGGUGCGAAGAAGAUGAAAUCGAGACUCGGAGCUUCAAUUUCUCCGCUAUUCACUGCUCAACGUAAGAGAAGCAGCUUCAAAUCCAUUUCAAGCAUACCAAAGUUCACUUUGUUCAACGUUGAUGCCUACAGUAAUAGCCUCCAGUUACAAGGAAAUGAAAGCUUGAAGCGGUCAGUUCACAGUUCUGUUUACUUAUCAAAAAAAGAAGACGAUGAAUUCUCAGAAUUGGGUCCGCCUGUAGCCCAUGGUGCCAAAGGAUUGCUGAAAUUGGUGACAGAAAAACCUGAAACUUUUAGGAAAUCUGAUCCUGCCAGAAAACUUGCAUCUGGGAGGUCUUUGAAUGGAAAAAGUAGCACCAGCUGGGAGGACAUUUUGGCAAGCAAAAUUCGACCUUCACCAGCUCCUUGCUCAAGCCACGAUGAUGUUUCUAGCUACCCUAAUAAGAAUAAGAGUGCUUCUAACUUAAAAGGUUCGAGGUCUAUUACUGUACAGAAUGUACCUUCUUUAAUCAAGCUUUCCCAUCUGAUAGAAGCAAUUUCAAUAUUUGGAAAGAUAUCUAGUGCUUCCAUGAGAAGUGUACCUAAUGAACUCGACUGCUGCGAUGUUGAAUUUGAGUGUGUAGAAUCAAGCAGGAGAGCAGCUUCAGUGGGUGGCAUUACGGUAAAGAGCUUUCAACUUCCAAUUCAUGCUCAUCUUGAUGCAGAAACUGUUACCAUUAGAAUUAAGAAUAUCAGCAGUGAAACUACGGUUCCUGCCAUACACUCGAAGUGUGUUUCGAUUGGUUCAUUGGAGGGGUUGUCAAGGGCAAAAAACGAUGCAGUAGAUGCCUUCUAUAGUGUGCAGCACGAGUUGGAGUCACAAAGCAUACUUAAAAAGUUGAAUGGUACAGUCAUUAAUGACUGCCGAUGGUCUGCAAACUUACUACCAAGUGAGUCCUCUCCUUUAGUGAUGACCGACUCUGAGGAUGCUAAAUGUGAUAUAGGAUUGCAGAUCAGCACCCGUCUAGCCGAAUUGAAAGAGGAAAUAUGUAUGAAGAAAAUUUACUUUGAAGAUUUAGAGUCUCUGCAUGCGGCCAUAAUGCACCUCGAAGAUCACCAUGCAGUCAGCGAUACGUCUUCUAUUGAUUGAGUUGAGAUCUGUGGCAUUUUAAUGUUUUAUUUCAGUUUGAAGGCGCAUCACUAGACUACAUUGCAUGGAUGAUGAAAUUUUUUAGAAAGUGGUGCAUGUUUGGACAGGAUGGCUGAUUUUGCAACGAGCAAGAGGUAUGAAAGGCUUGUGCUGAUCCAGCAUGAUUUGAAAAAGAUUACUCAUUACUUCGUAGCGAAAACGAAAUGUUCUCCGAUUACGCAAAAGCUUGAAUGUGAAUUCAAACAUGUUCCAUAUAUGAACCCUCUAAACUGGUGUUCACAAGGAUAUUUUUUUUAUUGGGGCGAUGGUCCAGCUUGAAUAGAUUGUUAUUUGUUAAGAGAGGACUAUUGUUAGCUAUUAUAGGGCCCAUUUGGCAACCGCAGUUACUUUAUGUUUUUGCUUUGACCCGAAACAAAAAUAAUGUUUUCGCUUUAGAGUGUUUAACAUUAUUUCGAAAUUUGGUUACGUAAAUUUGUUACAAGACUUUUGGAAGUAAAAACGUGAAAGCAUGUUUGGUAAAAAAUGUCGCAAGUUUGAAAAAUUAAAUAGUUAGUUAAAAAUAUUAAUUUAGAAUUUUUUUUUUUUUGAACAGUAUUUUGUUACCAUGCGAAAGUAAACAAAAAUAUCAUUUUGAUACUUUCGAUUUUAGCUUCAAUUUUGGAAACACUUUGAUAUUAUUUAAAAGACGACAGACAAACGUUAUCAAAUAU
Messenger RNA from Cornus florida, 2020 nucleotides. RefSeq lists its product as uncharacterized. Bases 195 to 1310 code for a protein of 371 amino acids. Gene Ontology annotation, molecular function: nucleic acid binding. The transcript has 6 exons. NCBI's taxonomy places the organism in Eukaryota, Viridiplantae, Streptophyta, Magnoliopsida, Cornales, Cornaceae. The record is from RefSeq and is a predicted model, not a curated record.